Messenger RNA from Euleptes europaea (tarantolino), 959 nucleotides. Its product is annotated as zinc finger protein 629-like. The coding region runs from base 5 to 886 and encodes 293 amino acids. The transcript is spliced from 2 exons. Lineage: Eukaryota; Metazoa; Chordata; Lepidosauria; Squamata; Sphaerodactylidae. The record is from RefSeq and is a predicted model, not a curated record.
CACGAUGGAGUGCGAAGACCCAGGGAUUGUGGAGAUCCACGACUCGGACGAUGGAGGGAUCGUGAGGCGAGUCUACAUAGCUGAUAGAGAUGUAGCGAGUGAGGGCGAAGAUUUCCUGGAGCAUGAGCUCAGGCAGCCCAGCUGGAAGGGAGGUUCACAGCAGGAUGGGUCCGAAGCGGAACAGCAACGGAGCCCGCUACUGCCUGGUAGCUAUGACGACAGUGAAGUGGCGGUCGCGACCUCGGUGGUCCCGCAUUCCGGCAAACAGCGCCCGUUCAUCUGCAACGAGUGUGGCAAGAGCUUCAGCCACUGGUCGAAACUUCUGCGGCAUCAGCGUACUCACACCGGGGAGCGCCCCAGCACCUGCUCUGACUGUGGCAAGAGCUUCUCGCAGAACUCGCACCUGGUGCAGCACAGGCGCACCCACACGGGGGAAAAGCCCUAUGUAUGCCGUGACUGCGGCAAGAGCUUCAGCUGGAGCUCCAAUCUGAUCCAGCACCAGCGCAUCCAUACGGGAGAGCGUCCGUACACCUGCGGGGACUGCGGCCGCAGCUUUACUCAGAGCAAGAACCUAGCUAAGCACCGGAGGACGCACACGGGGGCACGGCCGUUCCGCUGUCCUGAGUGUGGCCGUGGCUUUGCGCACACCGCCGGUUUGGUGAAGCACCAGCGCCUGCGCCACGACAGUGACUCCCCCAUUGGUCACCCUUGCCCAGAAUGCGGGCAGCGCUUCCGGGCCCCUUCCGAGGUGGAACGCCACCGUGUCGCCCACCACGGCGUCGCCCCCUCUGAGCCCUUCAUCUGCGUGGAGUGCGGAGAGUGUUUCGCCAAGAGUACCACGCUUGUCCGCCACAAGAGAGUGCACAAGCCGAUCUUUGUACAUUGACCUCUGGCUCCUGCGGGAUGGGAAACGAUGACCGCAUGGCCAGGCUUGUAGUCUGGAGUUUUCAGAUUGUGAU